AAACAAUUAUUUAAUGGUUUAUAAAUAAAAAUUGGUAAGGAGCCACAUUACAAGAUGGCCUUGGAGCUGAAGAAGUGGCUGGUGGAAGGGUUGAAGUCGUUCGAGCAAGUGAAGCAUGUUCACUGUCGCCUCUAUCGCAUGGGCCUUCACCAAGACAACUACUUCAUCAACAUCAUCUUGCGCUUUUCCUUACACUACCGCAAACUGCAAUACGCCACCGUCGUUUUCAACCAAACCAACCACCCAAACAUAUUCCUCUGGAAUACCAUGAUUCGCGGCAUGGUAUCCAACGACAGCUUCCACCACGCCGUUUCGCUCUACGCUUCCAUGCGUGAAGCUGGGUUCGUCCCCGAUAACUUCACCUUCCCUUUCGUUCUCAAAGCGUGUGCUAGGCUCUCGCAUUUCCACGUGGGUCUCAAACUGCAUUCUCUUGUUAUCAGAACUGGUUUCGAUUGUGACGUGUUUGUUAAGACCGGUCUCGUUUGUUUGUACUCUAAAUGCGGGUAUUUAAAGGAUGCACGAAAGGUGUUCGAUGAUAUUCCUAAGAAAAAUGUUGUGUCUUGGACCGCUAUCAUUUGUGGGUACAUUGAGUCUGGUUAUUGUGAAGAAGCUGUUGGUUUGUUUAGAGGGUUGUUGGAGGUGGGUUUGAGGCCUGAUAGUUUCAUGCUUGUUCGGGUUUUGUAUGCGUGUGCUCGGUUAGGGGAUUUGGUAAGUGGAAGGUGGAUUGAUGGGUUUAUGAGUGAGAAUGGUUUGCAUAAGAAUGUGUUUGUGGCCACCUCGUUGGUUGAUAUGUAUACGAAAUGUGGGAGCAUGGAGGAAGCGCGUCGUGUGUUUGACGGAAUGGUUGAGAAGGAUGUUGUUUGUUGGAGCGCCAUGAUUCAGGGUUAUGCAUCAAAUGGGCUUCCCAAGGAAGCACUUGACUUGUUCUUUGAGAUGUGGAAGGAAAAUCUGAGACCGGAUUGCUAUGCCAUAGUUGGAGUUCUGUCUGCGUGCGCAAGGUUGGGAGCAUUGGACUUGGGAAAUUGGGCUAGGGGCUUGAUGGAUGCUGAUGAGUUUUUAUCUAAUCCUGUAUUGGGUACUGCCUUGAUUGACUUGUAUUCAAAAUGUGGAAGUGUGGCACAAGCAUUGGAGGUUUUUAGAAUGAUGAAGAGGAAGGAUCGCGUGGUCUUCAAUGCUGUUAUUUCUGGGCUGGCUAUGUAUGGACAUGUUGGGGCUGCAUUUGGAGUGUUUGGCCAAAUGGAAAAGCUUGGAAUGCAGCCGGACGGGAACACUUUUGUUGGUUUACUUUGUGGGUGUACUCAUGCUGGUUUAGUUGAUGAUGGUCGUCGUUAUUUUAUUUGCAUGAGUAGUGUCUUUUCUGUAACUCCUACUAUAGAGCAUUAUGGAUGCAUGGUGGAUCUUCUAGCCCGUGCAGGUUUUUUGGUUGAAGCACAGAAUUUGAUCAAGAGUAUGCCAAUGAAGGCCAAUGCUGUUGUUUGGGGGGCACUGUUGGGGGGAUGUAGGUUACAUCGGGAUACCCAACUGGCUGAACUUGUGUUGAAGCAGCUCAUUGAGUUAGAACCAUGGAAUUCAGGACAUUAUGUUCUCUUAUCAAAUAUAUAUUCAGCAAGUCAUCGAUGGGAUGAGGCAGAAAAAAUCAGGUCAACUUUGAGUCAGAAAGGGAUGCAGAAAUUACCUGGGUGUAGUUGGGUUGAAGUUGAUGGCGUCGUUCAUGAAUUCCUUGUAGGCGACACUUCCCAUCCUUUGUCGCACAAGAUAUAUGAGAAACUUGAAAAUUUAUUUAAGGACUUGAGAGAAGCUGGCUAUAAUCCGACCACUGAGUUUGUGCUCUUUGAUAUAGAGGAGGAGGAGAAGGAGUACUUUCUUGGCUGUCAUAGUGAGAAGUUGGCUGUUGCAUUUGCACUGAUCAGUACUAGUGCCAAAGAUGUGAUUCGUGUUGUUAAAAACCUUCGGGUAUGUGGCGAUUGCCAUGAAGCUAUAAAACUUGUUUCAAAAGUUACGGGGAGAGAGAUAAUCAUUCGGGAUAAUAACAGAUUCCAUCAUUUCAGUGAAGGCUUAUGUUCUUGUCGGGAUUAUUGGUAAAAUUUUGUUGUAUUCUGAGAGAUCCAAAGUCUAAAUUCAUUGUUUGCCUCACUUCAAAAGUUGUUAGACAUCAGAGAUUCUCUUGCAUAUGUUGAAAUGGAGUUUUGUGUUCUGUCAUCAACCCUUUACAAAUGUUCUGGAUGGGGAUAAGUGAGAUCUAUGACAUUUUGCACCUUCCUUGAAUGGGGUGGAGAUCCAAGAUAGUUUUUCAGCCUUUCAGAUGGAGAAAUGGCCACUUGUUAAAUGAACCUGCAUACCUAACAUCAAUUUUUUCCCAUCUCUCAAUUGGAGGCAGUAACUUGGGUCCACCAAUGAACUUGAAAGUUUCUGUCAUCUUGGAACAUGCCAAUACUUUGCUCCAGCUUAUGAUUUAACACAAAAUGCUAAGAAUCAAGCUGGAUUCUUACAGAUUGAGUUUCUUUACACCUCUUGAGUUGUCUCUAUUGGUGCAGCCAUGAAUUCCACAAUUACACUGUUUCGAAGUUCUUAAUUAGAUAAUACAAAUGCAAAAUAUUGUAAAAGGUGGUGGAACCUAUGAUUUAACACAAAAUGCUAAGAAUCAAGCUGGAUUCUUACAGCAGAUUAUUUCAUCUGUCUUUUUCUGGUAUUUUUAUAACUAUAACUGGUUCUUUUUUUUAAUAAUAUUGUUGGUUAGGUUGCUGAAAAUGGAACAAAUUGGGUCCACCAGGUUUGCAAACUAGAGGUUUGGCCUAAAAGAGAGCCAGCCCGCCCCCUUUUAUCUGCUGCGUCAACAUCAUUAUUACUUCUAGAAUGGACAUUCUGAUCAAAGCAUUGGAUGAUACACGCAGAGUUGUUUGAGUGACAGAUAAUACUAGUGAAGCUCCUUGGAGGCCUCUACGUCCACUUCCAAAUGGCAAGAGUUGGUAAUGAUGCCCUUUACAUCUAUAUAUUGUUAAUAGCUUCCACUUUGGAAAUGAAUCCCUUUAGGAAAUAGUCUGGUGGGUUUUAUCACAGUAAUUUGGAUCCCCGGCAAUGGCCUAGAUAUUAACUAUUGCAGCUUUUGGUUUAUGAGUACAUGAAAUACGGAAGCUUGUAGGAUGUUUUGCACGACCAGAAGAAACCUGGGAUCAAAUUGAGCUUGGGCAGUGAGGAGGAAAUUGGCAUUUCUUCACUACAAUUGUAUCUGCACAUCAUUCAUAGAGACAUGGAAUCAAGCAAUAAUUUGCUUGAUGAGAACCUAAAAGCCAAUGUGUCUGAUUUUGGAAUGGAUAGGCUUAUGAGUGCUAUGGAUACCCAUUUGAGGGUGAGCACAUUGGUGGGCACAGGUGUGUGCCCCUUGACUACUAUUAGAGCUUUAGAUGCUCCACCAGAGGUGAUGUCUAUAGUUACGGUGUGGUUUUGCUGGAGCUGCUAACAGGGAGGAGCCUACUAAUUUGUCUAAUUUUGGUAAUAAUCAUCUUGUUGGAUGAGUUAAAAAGCACAUCAAGAUGAAAUUUAAGUGAUGUUUUUGACCAUGAGCUUAUGAAGGAAGACCCCAAUUUGGAGAAUGAGCUUUUGUAUCACCUAAAGGUUGCGUAUUCCUGUUUGGAUGAUCGACUUUGGAGGCGUUUGGUGAUUGGCAUUGGAGGUGUCCAACGGUGAUUCAAGUCAUGGCAAUGUUCAAGGAAAUUCAGGCAGGAUCUUGGAUCGAUUCAAGGUCAAUCAUAACCACUAAAGACAAAUAUUGGAGAGGGCUCUUGGUGAAAAUUGGGACAAAAAAUUUAUUAGGACAAAAGUUGGUUUGCGUCUUCUGUUUACACUGAAGACAAUGUCGUUUUAGAGUGAUGGUUACAUGUACAUGAUGCAUGUCACUUAAUAUGACAAUUUAAUAAAAAUUAACAUUUAUC
Messenger RNA from Abrus precatorius (Indian licorice), 3929 nucleotides. RefSeq names its product putative pentatricopeptide repeat-containing protein At3g08820. The record is from RefSeq and is a predicted model, not a curated record. Lineage: Eukaryota; Viridiplantae; Streptophyta; Magnoliopsida; Fabales; Fabaceae. The transcript has a single exon. Gene Ontology annotation, biological process: RNA modification. Gene Ontology annotation, molecular function: protein binding; zinc ion binding; RNA binding. The coding region runs from base 55 to 2082 and encodes 675 amino acids.